Messenger RNA from Rasamsonia emersonii CBS 393.64, 2073 nucleotides. RefSeq names its product QDE-2-interacting protein. Gene Ontology annotation, molecular function: nucleic acid binding. The record is from RefSeq and is a predicted model, not a curated record. The transcript is spliced from 2 exons. Bases 1 to 2073 code for a protein of 690 amino acids. Lineage: Eukaryota; Fungi; Ascomycota; Eurotiomycetes; Eurotiales; Trichocomaceae. Gene Ontology annotation, cellular component: nucleus.
AUGGACAAGGCCGAGCGGCUGAGAUUGCUCUUUGAGGAUGACAACUUGCUGCUGAGUUCAAACACUGGCCUACAUCAAGAGCCAGCGACCACUCCGGAGCAAUCGCCACCAGCAGAAGCAAAUUCCCCAGGCCAGGCUCAAAAUUCCUGUCCUUUUCAUGCAGACUCCUGCUCUGUCUCAGUGAAUGACAAUUGCACGGAACCAGUCGAAUCAAAACACCGCGUGCCUGAAAACAACUCGAACACGCGCGAAUCCCCGGUUGUUGAAACAGAAAUUGAGACUUCUGCAGCUUCUCUCGCCCAAUACUUCUGCCCCCUGCUGGCCAUCUCUCGACUGCCUUACAAAUACAUACAGGACGAACAGUCUGAUUCCAUUGCGAAGCGUUUCUUUGACCAGGGAAAGUUCUGGCAGAGACAUUGGGAUUUAUACUACAUAAUUCCCCCAGAAGACAUAUCUCCUCGCCCUCUUCUCCUGGUGCCUGCAGUACAAGUCCAGCGGCUUAUGAACGAGAUUAAUGACGCGUUUCACACUGAGUUGACUCUUCCAAUGGACCCCAACCUGGGAUUGUUUCUUCCGUUUCAGGAGGACGGCACCCCUCAACCCCAGUUUCUCGGACAGUGUGCCAGUAAGGAGACGAAGGAACAGUUGGAAGCGAGCAUUCCCAGACCUUUGAGCGAGCAUGGUGAUGAGAACGCUCCGGUUGCUGAUAGCUCAGAGGCGGGUGGCUCACUUGCUGCAUUUCGAGAGAAGAUUCAGGCAGGCGUGAACGCCGCCAGGAACAAAUCAAAGGAACAGGGACGGAAGAAGAGAAUCCAGAGAUAUCUCGAAUGGACACGUUCGCUGAAGAGAACCCAAUGUUAUCUUGGCCUGCGUCCUCGACGCCCGCAGGGUCUUCAACGUCCCGUGCUCAGUGAGAACGCAGCCCAAGAAGAAAUACAGAGAGCAGAACGUGAAUAUGGACUGGCCUGCGGUGCCAUCCUCCUCCCCCUUCAACUAAACGAACCUGCUCCUUUCCCAUUCGCAAGUGAGCCAAUAUUCAUCUGCGUCGAUAUCGAAUCGAACGAGCGUUGCCACGAACAGAUAACCGAGAUCGGUAUCUCCACUCUCGACACUCUCGAUCUUGUCGGCGUUGCACCCGGAGAAGGAGGGAAAAAUUGGAUAGAUUGGAUUCGAUCCCGUCAUUUUCGAAUCAAGGAGAGGGCGCAUAUCGUCAACAAGGAGUACGUCUCUGGGUGCCCGAAUAGCUUCGAGUUCGGCCAAAGCGAGUUUAUUUCGCUCAAGAGUGCGGCAAAAACGGUGGAUCAAUGCUUUCAGCCACCUUACUCAGCCCAUGUCCCGCCUCAGAUCAAAACAAGGAAACAAAAUGGGCAGGAAGCAAGUGUCACGCUUGACAACAUAAUUGGUGAACACAAGUUGCGUCCCCGAAACAUCGUCCUUGUUGGGCAUGACAUUGAUAACGACAUCGCGUACCUUCGCAAUUUGGGCUGUACUCUGUUUACCAAGGCAGCAACUCGCCCACAGAAAAGCCCGGCUGCAAAUACCGGAGGCGGGUUUCAUGCGAGUCAGCCGACUCUUUUAGAAGCACUGGAUACUGUGACUCUCUUCCAAGUGCUGAAGCGUGAUACAUGCCCUCGCUCCCUAGGAGUGGUUCUGGCUGAUCUUGGGCUUGUUGGUUGGAACCUUCAUAAUGCCGGAAACGAUGCUCGCUACACGCUCGAGGCAAUGAUACGGAUCGGGCUGACGUCGCGUCUUGUUCUGGACGGCGAUAAACAACAUUCAGUGACCGGAUCAAGCAACUGGGCAUUGGGAUCGCAAGCGUUCAAGGGCGGGAAGAGCAAUUUCGACAUUCAUGUCGACGCUGUUGCAACGGCGUACGACAGCGCCUGGAAGGCUGAAGUCGAGCGACGGGUUGCUCAGUCCGUUGCAGAAAGCGAGAUGCGGAUUCGCGAAGAGUGCAAGAUUUGGGAGAUCGCAACAGGUUGGGAGGGAGAUGAGGCCAACGACGAUGAUGUGGACGGGGUGACGCAAGAGGAAUUACACUCCGCACGAAAGGCAGGAAGCAAGGGUAAAUGA